AUGAGAACUGUUCGUGGAGCUACGAAUCUAGUAACCAAAGUUUUCCAGAGAUGCAUUUCGUUCAAACCGGCACCUCCACUUCAUGCUAAGGAUUUGAACCAGCUGACUUUGGAAGCGAAAUAUGCCGUUCGUGGAAAGAUUCCCAUUCGUGCCGAUGAACUUCGGUCCAAAUUGGAACAGGAUCCUCAGAGCUUUACGUUUGAUCGUAUAAUUAGUGCUAACAUCGGUAAUCCACAACAGCUAGACCAAAAACCAUUGACGUGGUACCGCCAAGUAUUGUCUAUUCUUCAAUAUCCUAAAUUGCUCGAAGUGGACAACUUCUUCCCCGCAGAUGUUGUUGAGAGGGCUAAGUCGAUUCUCAACAGUGUGGGUUCUGUGGGAGCAUAUUCUCACUCACAAGGUGACCCCCAUAUUCGUGAAUCAGUCGCCGAGUUUAUUUCCAAGCGGGAUGGCUUCAAAUCUAAUCCCGAUAACAUCUUCUUGACCGCCGGUGCGUCAGCGGCUGUAUCUUAUUUACUCGACAUCUUGUCUACGAGUGAAAAAUCGGGAUUUUUGAUUCCAAUUCCUCAGUAUCCGCUUUAUACUGCUACCAUUGCCUUGAAUAAUGCGGUUCCUGUGGGAUACUUUCUUAAUGAAGACCAGAAUUGGGCCACUGAUCCGGCUCAAAUUAGAGACUUGAUUCAACAAAACAAGGAAAAAGGUAUACACAUAAAAGCAUUGGUGGUGAUCAACCCGGGAAAUCCAACCGGUGCCAUACUCUCCAAAGAAGAUAUUUCUGAACUCAUCAAUAUUGCUGCUGAACAUGGCAUCGUUUUGAUUGCCGAUGAAGUGUACCAAAAUAAUGUCUUUGAGAGAGAAUUCAUAUCUGUCAGAAAGGUGCUCUACGAAAUGCGUCAAUCUAAUCCUGAAUUGUACGAAAAUGUUCAAGUUGCUUCUUUACACUCCACUUCUAAAGGUGUUAGUGGUGAGUGUGGUCAAAGAGGAGGAUACAUGGAACUUGUUGGAUUUACCAAGGAAGUUAAAGAUGUCGUUUUCAAGUUGGCUUCCAUCAACUUGUGUUCUGUCGUUUCAGGUCAGGCUUUAGUAGAACUUAUGGUCAAUCCUCCAAAGAAAGGUGACCCAUCUUACGAACUUUACCACAAGGAAACCUCUGGAAUCCACAACGACUUGAGAGAAAGAUCGCAAAAAUUGCAUGCUGCCUUCAACAACAUGGAAGACAUCACUUGUAACAAACCAAUGGGAGCAAUGUAUCUUUUCCCAAAGUUGAACUUUAGCCAAGAGAAGUAUGAAAAGCUUUUUCAAAAAGCUCACGAAAUGGAGCUUACAGUGGAUGAACUUUACUGCACAGCAUUGUUAGAGAAGACUGGAAUUUGCUGCAUUCCAGGAAAUGGCUUUGGACAAGUCCAGGGCACGUAUCACCUCAGAACUACAUUUUUGGCACCAGGAAACGACUGGAUAGAAAAUUGGUCCAAAUUUCAUAAAGAGUUCGUAAAGACUUACAGCCAGUAA
Meyerozyma guilliermondii ATCC 6260 is the source of this 1509-nucleotide messenger RNA. RefSeq lists its product as uncharacterized. The record is from RefSeq and is a predicted model, not a curated record. Lineage: Eukaryota; Fungi; Ascomycota; Pichiomycetes; Serinales; Debaryomycetaceae. Gene Ontology annotation, biological process: biosynthetic process. The transcript has a single exon. Bases 1 to 1509 code for a protein of 502 amino acids. Gene Ontology annotation, molecular function: L-alanine:2-oxoglutarate transaminase activity; pyridoxal phosphate binding.